Messenger RNA from Prosopis cineraria, 1346 nucleotides. Its product is annotated as 8-hydroxygeraniol oxidoreductase-like. Gene Ontology annotation, biological process: formaldehyde catabolic process. The record is from RefSeq and is a predicted model, not a curated record. Gene Ontology annotation, molecular function: S-(hydroxymethyl)glutathione dehydrogenase [NAD(P)+] activity; zinc ion binding. Lineage: Eukaryota; Viridiplantae; Streptophyta; Magnoliopsida; Fabales; Fabaceae. Gene Ontology annotation, cellular component: cytosol. The transcript has 8 exons. Bases 198 to 1205 code for a protein of 335 amino acids.
UGAAUGCUAUGUCGAGCAGCUCCCAAGCUAUAACUUGCAAAGGUCUAUAACUAGGGCAAAAAGUCAAUUUUAACUGCUGAAAGAGGUUUUUUAGUAAUGACUCUUGUCACAGAGCAAUAUGCUGGGGAAUAGGAGAGAGUGUGAAACUAGAAGAGAUACAAGUAGACCCUCCAAAAGCUUCUGAAGCUCGUGUUAAGAUGCUCUGUGCAAGUAUCUGCCACACAGACUUCUUAAGAGCUCGAGGUUAUGCUAAUCCCUCUUUUCCUCUAGCACUUGGGCAUGAAGGAGUAGGUGUUGUGGAGAGUGUAGGAGAGAGAGUGACAGAUCUAAAAGUAGGAGAUGUAGUGAUUCCAGUAUACAUUGGAGAGUGUGGAGAAUGUGAGAAUUGUGCUUCAGGGGAAUCAAACAUGUGCAUGAGAUAUCCUCUGAGGGUGAGUGGAUUAAUGCCUGAUGACACAUCAAGGAUUUCAAUUAGAGGCCAAAAGGCAUACCAUUUGUUUACCUGCUCAACAUGGUGUGAGUACAUGGUUAGUGAUGCAAACUACCUGAUCAAAGUCGAUCCAAGUAUUGAUUUGGCUCAUGCUAGCUUCAUCUCUUGUGGAUUUUCUACUGGUUUUGGCGCUUCUUGGAAGACAGCCCAAGUUCGAAGCGGAUCGACUGUGGCUGUUUUUGGCCUCGGAGCUGUUGGAUUAGGGGCUAUAAGUGGUGCCAAGAUGAUGGGAGCAACUAAGAUAAUUGGGAUUGACAUAAAUGAGAAGAAGAAAGAAAGAGGAGAAGCUUUUGGGAUGACGGACUUCAUAAAUCCUAAUGAACAUUCCAAUAGGCCUUCUUCUCAAUUGGUGAAGGACCUCACAAGUGGACUUGGUGUGGAUUAUGCCAUUGAGUGCACUGGUUUUGCCCCCUUGGUCACUCAGGCCCUGGAAUCCACCAAAGUGGGGAGAGGAAAGGCAGUAGCAAUCGGUGCAGGAAUAGAAGAAUGUGUGCAAGUCAACUGGUUGGGUCUUCUUCUUGGAAGAACUUUGAAGGGUUCAGUUUUUGGAGGCUUGAAACCCAAAUCUGACCUUUCUAUUGUGGCUGCCAAAUGCCAAAACAAGGAUUUCCCUCUCGAUGAGCUUUUAACUUAUGAAGUCCCGUUGACAGAGAUAAAUAAAGCUUUUGAUCUCUUUAAACAGCCAGAUUGUGUCAAAGUUAUUAUCAAGAUGUGAUUGAUGUUUGAUUUUCACGCGUAUUUCCCUGAAAAUAAUAAGAAGGAUCCACCUAUUUUUAGAAUUUUUGUCUAUUCAUUUUUAAAAUUUUCAGAUUUUCAAUAAAGAAUCAAUAUAUUUGAUAUGAUUGACAUUUUAAAA